CAACAUAUGGAACCACCAAACGCACUGUCUUUCUUGCUUUACGACCAUCCUGCAAAAAAGUGGGUGAUUUCUCCAUCUGAUCUCUAGCUAACUUGCAACACUCCCAUCCAUCCUUUGCUUUUUCUUCCUCUUCUGCUUGUAUGGAUACUGCUCAGUGGCCACAGGGAACUGGACUAGUGCAACUCCCCAUGGAAGGUAACAGUAAUUCCGGAGCAGCUGUAGUGGAUCAUCAAAGGAAUAAUGAUAGUACUAAUAUAAGUAACAAGGCAAUUUCAGCUUCUGCAAGGCCACAAAAGCCCCAAGCUAUAAACUGCCCAAGGUGCAAUUCAACUCACACGAAGUUUUGCUACUACAACAAUUACAGCCUUUCUCAGCCAAGAUACUUCUGCAAGACUUGUAGAAGGUAUUGGACUGAAGGGGGAUCUCUUAGGAGUGUUCCGGUUGGCGGCGGUUCGCGAAAAAACAAGAGAUCUUCAUCUUCUUCUUCUUCUUUGGUGUCCAAGAAGCUUCCUGCAGGACACGAGACCAUUAGUUCUCAUCAAAACCCUAAUAUUAAGAUCUACCAUGAGGGGAGUAGUCAAGAUCUUAACCUAGCUUAUCCGCCGAUUACAAACCCUAGCUAUACCCUUGGCAUGCCUCAUGAAUUCGCGGAGUAUCCCAACUCUACUCUUGCAUCUCAAAAUAAUUUCUCCCAGUUUUUGAAAUCCGGAAUCAGCGGUGGAAGAGGAUUCAGCUCUUUCAUGUCCAUGAUUCCGGUUUCGGAUUCGAAUGGUACUGGACUACUCUACUCAGCAUCAACAUCUGGAUCAUCACCAGGCCUUCCUUUUCAAGAAUUUAGUAAAACAAGCCCAGGGCUUAAUUUCUCACUAAAUCAACACCAAGGGUUUGAGGAUUCAGGGAAUCGAGGAGGAUAUGGAAGCACUUUGCAAGGAGUUCACCAGGAGAACAGUUCUAAUACCAGUCAUCCGAAGCUGUUCAACUUCCCUUUUGAAGAUCUGAAACAGACAGAUGUUGUUCCAACCACAAGUACAGCUCACGAUGAACUGAAUCGCCACGAUGAAGGCGGUGAUGAUCAUCUUCAAUCUUCUGGACUAAUCUGGAGUAAUGGAGGAUUAGGUGGUAGUGGUGCUUCAUGGUAGAAUCAUCAUCUGUGGACUAACUGCAAAAUUAUUCCAUUACAUAUGUGUGAUGCUGUGUUGGUGUGUCAAGGUAAAGUUUUCGUGCAAUCUUACUGGCCAGGAGCUUGAAAAUUCAUAAAUUUACAGUACUAGUAUAUAUUACUGCGCCUGGGGGAAGAGUUUUGUUAAACACCUAAAUUCAAGUAAAAAAAACAAGGAACAAUUUUGCAGAUCAGCCUACACUACUAAUUAGGAGUUUAUUAUUGGGUGGUUCUUUUUCCUUUAAAUUCUCUUUACAUUUGCCCUAUCUAGAGUUUAAUUUGUUUGUUAUCCUAUGUCUUUUUAUUAUUGAGUGGGAAGAUAUGACUGCUGUAAAUUUGUGAAGCUUAUUUUUUUUGUUGGCUUCAAAAUGUAUAUUUCUCUAUAUAUAUUUCAAAGAUAUAGCUGAAAAAUGAUGAGAGGACCUGCAAUUUAUUGCUAGUGACUAUACAUUUUUCUUUACCA
Molecule: messenger RNA, 1622 nt
Organism: Daucus carota subsp. sativus
Lineage: Eukaryota; Viridiplantae; Streptophyta; Magnoliopsida; Apiales; Apiaceae
Product: dof zinc finger protein DOF4.6
Exons: 2
Coding region: 141-1139 (332 amino acids)
Biological process (GO): regulation of DNA-templated transcription
Molecular function (GO): DNA-binding transcription factor activity; DNA binding
Source: RefSeq, a predicted model, not a curated record